Messenger RNA from Pungitius pungitius (ninespine stickleback), 2200 nucleotides. RefSeq names its product CD164 sialomucin-like 2 (gene cd164l2). The coding region runs from base 692 to 1159 and encodes 155 amino acids. Gene Ontology annotation, cellular component: cytoplasmic vesicle. NCBI's taxonomy places the organism in Eukaryota, Metazoa, Chordata, Actinopteri, Perciformes, Gasterosteidae. The transcript has 7 exons. The record is from RefSeq and is a predicted model, not a curated record.
UGUGUUGUCUGUAUUGAUUGUCAAUUUAAUUAUUGAUGACUUGACAGGUGCUAGGGCAUUACUGCACACGGUCAAUGACACAUUGGUGGUAAUGACGCACAGGCGGCCUGUAGUCACAUUCUAACGUCAGUUGGUGUUUCAAAAGCACCCACUCAGUAUAAAUGUAGCUAUUAUAACUAAUUACUUAAGACACAUGAACUAUUGUAUCAGACAAAUCCGUGAUUUAUUAACGGAGGGUGCUGAUAUUCUGACUUAGCCAGACAUUUUUUCAGCUGGUGCCUAUUAGCUGUUGAAUGUAACUACCUUGUUUUGGGGGAUGUUUCCUUCUCUCUGGUUGCUACACUCAUUUGUGGGGGACUUGAUGUUGGAAAGUAUAUAUACUGUUUUUUUUUAAAAGAAAAAAUAGGUCCGGAUGGAAGUAUCUUAUAUCUUUGGUUCCUACAUUCAUGUUUCUUGGAAGAUAAACUCGAUUUGAACUUUGAUCCCUUAACUAGACACGUCUCCCGUGUCCCAGACCUCCAGCCUUGAACCCACUGUCUUCCAACAUCUUGCGUGACAAUCAGCCAGGAGGCAUAUCUCUAUCUGAAACUAUUGGACACCUUUUCGAGGAUAUUUUAUUUUUUUAAACAAAUUUCACUGCAAGCACCAACAGUCUUCAGCUGUCAGUUGCAGGUGAUCUGUGGCUGUGAGGAUGCAACCGUUGGCGUUAAAGGUCCUGGUCUCAACACUGCUGCUUCUAGCAGUGGUUCCCUCUGUGUACUCAGAGUCAGAUUGUUCUCAAGCCGAGUCAUGUGACCUGUGCGUUGGUGACUCCAUGCUCAACCUGACGAACUGUGUCUGGAGGCUUUGUCCAAAUGGUAAUGAUACAGGCAUGUGUGUGACUGAUGGUGGAAACCCGACAGACAUCGGCAUGAACUGUAGCUGGACUAGAGUGCCUGAAUUGUGCUCAGUUGUAGAGACUGUCGCUGAGGGAAGAGGUGAAAGUGACGGAAGUGACACCGACUCACCCUCAGAGUUCUCCCAGGCCAAGUUUGACAUGUCCAGUUUCAUCGGAGGCAUCAUUCUCGUGCUGUGUGUGCAGGCCGCCGGCUUCUUCGCCAUGCGCUUCCUCAAAUCCAAAGAGCAGAGCACUUACGACCCCAUAGAGCAGCCACAAUGAAGACAAGAUGUAUGACGGGCUGGCGGGCGAGGCUGGAGGACAGCAGAGUGCGACGCAUCAAGUUCUGACAACAAAAGUGUCCCCUCCGGACCCCAGAGGCCCGAGGUCAUUUGUUGGUUUGGUCCCCACAUUUCCCCCUGGGUGAACGGAUGUUUUCAUAAGAUGAUAUUUUUCUCAGAAUAUCACAAUAUGUAACGAGUGUCUCUUUGUGUGUUCACUGUGUUUUUAUAGCAUAUAUAUUCUAAAGAUAUUUGGGCUGCAUUCACUCAAUCACAGAAAGGAGAAACUAAAAGGCACUAGUAUCCUCAGCAAAUCCCUGUUUUGAGCAAUAACUACUGUCAAUUUUCCCCACAAGAACAAGUGUUUUCAUCUUACAAACAACAAGCGACCUGUAGUCGUUUCAACUGUGUAAAUAGUACGGUGCGGUUGUGGAAAAAGACUGAUUUAAUCCCACUGUACACGUUGUAUGAGAAAAGGUCACUUAGACUAAAAAAAUAAUAAUCUUAAAAUAGACCAAAAUUAUAAUCUGAAUUACUUUGUUCAUCAUCCCAAAAGACAUCUGUGUUUCAUGUGGAGAUGCACAACUAUCUUGUGUUUUAUUUGAAUCAAUUAAAAAUGUAAUAUUUGUAUAUAUUAUACCUUUCAUUUAUUUACUUGCAGUGACUUAAGUAAUUUAGUUGGAGAGCCUAAGGAAACGGCUCUUCAAAGGCCCUAGACCCCGUGUUUGGGAACAUUUAUACUUAGUUUUCAGAGCAGUAGUAGAUUGAGCACCUCUCUGCUGAUCCAUAGCGAAGAUUCUUUUUAUCCAAAUGUUUUUAUAAAUUCAGUUCAGAGAAGAUUUCUGUUUCAACUGCUCAUAUUUACAUCGUAUAGAAAGCAGCUUUAAAAUGUUUAUUAAGACUUUAAAGAGUUGUGAUGUGACCCGGUUUACUUAUGGUGAUGCUGGUUGAGUUUAAAAGUACCUACAUGGUUUGUGUGUGAUGCCACUCAGCAUAAAAAUGCUUCAAAACGCUGGCCACCUGAAUAAACUAAGAAAAACUA